Messenger RNA from Trichobilharzia szidati, 532 nucleotides. Lineage: Eukaryota; Metazoa; Platyhelminthes; Trematoda; Strigeidida; Schistosomatidae. The record is from the annotation of a GenBank genome assembly.
AUGGAGACGGAAUAUGCUGAAUUAGUUGGUGAAGGCGUAGUUGAUGAGAGGGAAGCGGAGGCGGCAGCGGAGGCGGAAGUGGCAGCGGCAGCAGCAUCGUCAGCGGAAGUGGAAGUGGAAGUGGAAGCUGAGUCGGCUGUGCAAGUGUCAGGUGAAUCAUUGGGGCAAGUUGAAUGGGAAGCAGAAAGUGAAGCGGCAGCACAGGUUGAGUGGGAAGGUGUGUCUGUCAUCGCGCCAGUGGGAUUCGAGUCUGAGGCGCUUUCAGAGACUGCAGGGGAAGGCGAAUCUGAGCGAUUGGCUGAGCGUGUGAGUGAGAUGGAGACGGAAUAUGCUGAAUUAGUUGGUGAAGGCGUAGUUGAUGAGAGGGAAGCGGAGGCGGCAGCGGAGGCGGAAGUGGCAGCGGCAGCAGCAUCGUCAGCGGAAGUGGAAGUGGAAGUGGAAGCUGAGGCGGCUGUGCAAGUGUCAGGUGAAUCAUUGGGGCAAGUUGAAUGGGAAGCAGAAAGUGAAGCGGCAGCACAGGUUGAGUGGGAAG